CCUGGGUGACCUGGAUAGCUAACACACCUGUGUGAGCCUCACUGGAGAAUGUAGCUGCAGCCCUCCAGCCAAGCCACAGGAAACACGCCACCAUGGGAGAAGCUCAAAAGGGCUUACUCUCUGUCAUUGAGAAACUGAAGGGAUCCACAGAACAGGAGGUCAGGAUAGUGCUUCUGGGGCUGGACAACGCCGGCAAGACUACCCUGCUGAAGAGCCUCGCCUCUGAGGAUGUGAACACCAUCACGCCAACACAGGGCUUCAACAUAAAGAGUGUUGCUUCUCAUGGCAUGAAACUCAAUGUCUGGGACAUUGGAGGACAGAGGAAAAUCAGGCCUUUCUGGAAAAAGUACCUGGAAAACACAGACCUCUUGAUUUAUGUUAUCGACAGUGCAGACAAGAAGCGGUUUGAAGAGACGGGACUGGAGCUGUCUGAGCUGAUAGACGAGGAGAAUCUAAAGGGCGUUCCAGUGCUCAUCUUUGCCAACAAGCAGGAUCUGGCCACAGCGUCACCAGCCAGCGAGAUCGCCGAGGGACUCAACCUGCAUACAUACCGGGACCGUGAGUGGCAGAUUCAGGCCUGCUCAGCUGUGUCUGGGGAGGGAGUUCAGGAUGGCAUGAACUGGAUUUGCAACAACAUUGUGAACAAGAAGAAGUGAACCAGCGUCAAUGCCGCCUGAAGUCAAACUGAGAACCAGCAUCUCAUAAGGGAUUUAAAAAAUAUUUCACAUCAAUUAAUAUUAACACACCUCACCUCUGGCAGAUCCUAUUCCCCUCACAGAUUUGAAUGAUAAUUUUGUUUUUACAAUUUGUGUCAUUUUUAUGAAAUUUUUGCAAACAUAGCUAAUUUAAAUGUAACAUCUCUAGCUACAAUAAAUGAAUUAAGCACUUAUUAAUCACUGUACUACCCUAAAAAUUUAUGUUUUUGUUCCCCUUACCCCAGGAAUCUUUGUCUGGUGAAUCUGUGUGCUUUCUUAAAUACUAAGAAAACCAAGCUGAGUGUGUAGCCAUGUAGAAGUGAUGGGGUUUGUCAGUUACAUAGACAUCAGUUCAGUGUGAGUGUAAAGUACAUGUUUUGAGAUUUUUGACAAUAAAAUA
Messenger RNA from Lates calcarifer (barramundi perch), 1095 nucleotides. RefSeq names its product ADP ribosylation factor like GTPase 3, like 1 (gene arl3l1). The coding region runs from base 93 to 656 and encodes 187 amino acids. Gene Ontology annotation, biological process: cilium assembly. The transcript has 6 exons. NCBI's taxonomy places the organism in Eukaryota, Metazoa, Chordata, Actinopteri, Centropomidae. Gene Ontology annotation, molecular function: GTPase activity; GTP binding. The record is from RefSeq and is a predicted model, not a curated record. Gene Ontology annotation, cellular component: microtubule cytoskeleton; cytoplasm.